AAAAAUGGCCGCUCCUUGUAACACAAGUUGUAUUCAGUAUUUAUAACCAAUCUCUAGAUCUAGAAUAUCUAGAUCCAUUUGUUUCAAACACCGUUGUUCAAAUUUCAUUGCAGGAUUUUUUGAUAGGUUGGCCUCUGAUUUUGAUUAGUUAUUUUAACGGUUAGGGUUAGGUACGUAAAAUCGCCCGCGACUACAAUAAUCAAUGUGAAAAACAGAUAUGGCACCAAAGAGAGAGCACUUAAAAAAACUUGCUACAAAAUCUCAAUUCUUUAAAUUACAAAACAAAGCUGAGAUGCUGCAAGAUGCCACACAAUCCAAAACUAUGGAAGAUGAGGUCCCAGUUGAGAGGAAGAAGAUGAAAUUAUCCAGACACACCAAGAUGCAACGUGUUGGAAGAGUUGCGCCUGCUGACAGCACACACACAUUGUCUGGCUUCACUACCCCACACACAAACCAGUUAUCCGCCCCACACGCAGGCCUGUUAUCUGCCCCACACACAAACCAGUUAUCCGCCCCACACGCAGGCCUGUUAUCUGCCCCACACACAAACCAGUUAUCCGCCCCACACGCAGGCCUGUUAUCUGCCCCACACACAAACCAGUUAUCCGCCCCACACGCAGGCCUGUUAUCUGCCCCACACACAAACCAGUUAUCCGCCCCACACGCAGGCCUGUUAUCUGCCCCACACACAAACCAGUUAUCCGCCCCACACGCAGGCCUGUUAUCUGCCCCACACACAAGUGAUUGUGCGAUAUACAACCUUCCAAUCUAUUCUGGCCAUUUGCUAAAUGACACUCUACCAUCCACAUCUUCUACAUCUCACACUCUACCAUCCACAUCUUCUAUAUCUCACACUCUACCAUCCACAUCUUCUAUAUCCCACACUCUACCAUCCACAUCUUCUAUAUCUCACUAUCUACCAUCCACAUCUUCUAUAUCUGACACUCUACCAUCCGCAUCUUCUAUAUCCCACACUCUACCAUCCACAUCUUCUAUAUCUCACACUCUACCAUCCACAUCUUCUAUAUCUCACACUCUACCAUCCACAUCUUCUAUAUCACACACUCUACCAUCCACAUCUUCUACAUCUCACACUCUACCAUCCACAUCUUCUAUAUCCCACACUCUACCAUCCACAUCUUCUAUAUCUCACACUCUACCAUCCACAUCUUCUAUAUCUCACACUCUACCAUCCACAUCUUCUAUAUCUCACACUCUACCAUCCACAUCUUCUAUAUCUCACACUCUACCAUCCACAUCUUCUACAUCUCACACUCUACCAUCCACAUCUUCUACAUCUCACACUCUACCAUCCACAUCUUCUACAUCUCACACUCUACCAUCCACAUCUUCUACAUCCCACACUCUACCAUCCACAUCUUCUAUAUCUGACACUCUACCAUCCACAUAUACUCCAUUAGAGCAGCAAUUUUUAGCCAUAAAAAGAGAAAAUCCCAGCACAGUUCUAUUUGUAGAAUGUGGCUACAAGUACAGAUUUUUUGGGACUGAUGCCCAGAUUGCAGCCGAUGUGUUGAAGAUUUUCUGUAACUCAAGUAAAAAACUUCUGACUGCAAGUAUUCCAGUCCAUCGUUUACAGGCCCAUAUCAACAGGAUGGUAGAUGCUGGCUAUAAGGUUGGGAUAGUGCGGCAAACAGAAAGUAUUUAUUCUAAAGAAGAUAGUAAACCUUUCGCUCGUCAGUUAGUUGCACUCUACACUAGGUCUACCAUGAUUGGUGAAGAUAUCCUUUCCUUAUUUUAAACUUAUACAAUAGGUCUA
Molecule: messenger RNA, 1777 nt
Organism: Physella acuta
Lineage: Eukaryota; Metazoa; Mollusca; Gastropoda; Physidae
Biological process (GO): mismatch repair
Molecular function (GO): mismatched DNA binding; ATP binding
Source: RefSeq, a predicted model, not a curated record